Alternaria metachromatica is the source of this 1455-nucleotide messenger RNA. RefSeq lists its product as uncharacterized. The transcript is spliced from 2 exons. The record is from RefSeq and is a predicted model, not a curated record. Bases 1 to 1455 code for a protein of 484 amino acids. NCBI's taxonomy places the organism in Eukaryota, Fungi, Ascomycota, Dothideomycetes, Pleosporales, Pleosporaceae.
AUGGCCGAUCUAUACAUGUACAGUCUUCGUGAAGCAGCAAAUCUGAACCACGCUCCUCUUUCGUCGGGAUCGGUUACUGGCUCGAGUGACUUCCAGGCAUCCACCGCCUAUACACGUCGUCGUCUACGCGCACCGCGUUCUGAAGGCGAUAUUCGAGCAUUGGGAGACGAGGACGACAGCAAUCUUGCGGCUUCUCUCCGUGUACCUUCCUUCAACCCAAUCCUUCUGCCAGCUCCACCAGUCAAUGAUCCCACUCCAGGACCAUCAAAGCCCAAGGCAAGACGCGCGACAAAACCACCUCCUAUCACCUCCAACGUUCCGGUGCGGCCCCGUCAGCCUAGAUAUCGCACGCCCACUCACUGCCUCACUUGCAUGGCAGAAAAGGGUAUCCGCAACAUGAACUGCACUCUCUGUCACCAGUGUCACUCCGAACGCCAUACCACCGGCAGGUGCAAGAUGUUGAAGCCCAAGUUCCACAAGUUCAUGGAGCUUUCUGUGGAGCUACGUCAGCGCAUCUAUUCGCUCGCACUUGAUACAGACCGACCCAUCAGGCCUCAUCUGUGCGACUAUACCGACGACCAGGUCGUUCAGUUCCACGACGACAAUGCAGAGCAUCACUUCGCGACCAGCGAUCUUCUCGGUAUCACUCGCGUCAGCAAGCAAGUCCGAGAGGAAUCACUUCCCAUGUUCUACUCCACAAACACCUUCUCCAUCGGUUAUGACACCUCGACUUACUUCGACCGUCUCGCGUAUCUGGGCCGUUUCCACAUGGUCCGCCACGUCCGGUUCCAGAUCGAUAACCGCAAGGAGAGCAUGUCUCCCAGCAUUCUACGUCGCAUGAACCAGUACAUCAAGGAAGCAGAUGUCUACGAGAAGCAGUUGACCGGCCCCGUUGGCCAGCAUAUCUCGUCGCUGAAGAAACAUCCCCAGUACCUCUACGGCGGCUGCCCCGAACUAAACACCCUCAUCACACUCAUGAAACUCACCUCCCGCCUCGACAACCAGACCAAGAACCAGUACGAAGGAAAAGGUAAAGGCAAAGCCACCGAACUCACCACCGCCCCACCCUUCCACUCCAAGCUCGUCGUCCCCGUCUCCUCCGUACCCAACUUCAUCGCCUACACCGCCUACAAAUGGUUCCCAACCGUCAUGUACGGCCUCGGCAUCCAACUGCACUACGUCGACAACACGCCGUUUGCCUUUGUCGACGGCGGCACCGUUGGCAUUACGUGGGAACAGCGUUUGCAGAAGAAGGACUUUGGCGAUAUCCCUGAUUACGUUGAUCUGGUGGAUAGUAGCGGCCAGACGGCGGCGUAUAAGAUGGCGCUUAGACUGGAUCCGGGGUUGGAGGGGAGGCAGAGGCCCAAGGCGUGGGCGUAUUUGAGGGAGACUUGUACGGGUGGGAAUUACGCGUGGUUUGAUUUGCCGACUGAGGGGGGUGGGGUUGGGUAUUAG